Molecule: messenger RNA, 485 nt
Organism: Rubroshorea leprosula
Lineage: Eukaryota; Viridiplantae; Streptophyta; Magnoliopsida; Malvales; Dipterocarpaceae
Source: the annotation of a GenBank genome assembly
GAGUGGUAGGCCUCUAGAACUGAUGGAUCCUGGGCUACGAGAUAUUUCCUCUCCCUAUGAACUGGUGAGAUACAUCAACAUUGGCCUUCUUUGUGUUCAAGAUCGUGCAAGUGACAGGCCGACCAUGUCCAGUGUUGUCUCAAUGCUGAGUAAUGAACUCAACAUUUUACCGUCCCCAAAAGAACCAGCAUUCUCAAAUGUGAGAGGCGUGGGAAAUCCAAACACAUGUCUUGGCAGCAGGGCAGAGAAUUGCUCCGUAAAUGAGAUAACAAUGUCAGAUAUGGAAGCGCGCUAAAACUUCAAACUUUGAACUUGUAUUGUAAUAUUUUACGUACCACAAUAAAUAUGCAACACAAGGAAAUGAGACACUCGAACCUGAAAUAUGUAUUAGGGACUGUAACUUACAGAAAAAUGUAUCCAUUUUGUUUCGUUUGUAACAGUAUAUGAUGGUGGCUUCUCCCUUAGAAUCAAGUCUGGCUUAAACU